ACUCGCCAGAUCGCAGAUAAUACACAGUGGGGCUGCUAGUCAACCAGACAAGUAUAUAUUCUCCCGCCAAAGUCAUUUCAUCCGGCCGACCCAAGUACUCAACCGAAAAUUGCUAUUUUUCGGCCGCGAAAUGGAAAUUCCGGUUAUCGAUCUGAGCUCGUACCUGGAAUUCUCAGAUCGACAGCUCUCGCAUCCGGAGACGCAUCUGGAUCCCCAACUCAUCAGUCUGUGCUUAGAAGUGAGCCGAACCCUAGCAGAUACUGGGGCUUUGCUGGUGAAAGACCCGCGCUGCUCCGCUGACGAUAAUGAUCGGUUCAUUGAUAUGAUGGAGAAAUAUUUCGAGCAACCGGAAGAAUUCAAGCGCCUUCAGGAACGGCCUCACCUUCAUUAUCAGGUUGGAGUUACACCUGAAGGAAUUGAAGUACCUCGUAGUUUGGUUGAUGAAGAAAUCCAAGAGAAGCUAAAAUCCUUGCCUCAUGAGUAUCAACCAUCUCCUCUUUCAGGGCCUGACCCUAAGUGGCGGUACAUGUGGAGAGUUGGUCCGCGGCCGGCAAUGACCAAGUUUAAGGAACUGAAUUCAGAGCCAGUCAUACCUGAAGGAUUUCCUGAAUGGAAAGGCACCAUGGAUACAUGGGGAUACAAAAUGAUAUCCGCCAUUGAGACUGUUGCUGAAAUGGCAGGCAUUGGGUUUGGUUUGUCCAAGGAUGCAUUCACUUCUCUAAUGAAGCAGGGACCACAUCUCCUUGCUCCAACUGGGAGUGACCUGAAACGUUAUGGACAGGAGGGUACCGUGUUUGCAGGAUACCAUUAUGACCUUAACUUUCUUACAAUUCAUGGAAGAAGUCGAUUUCCUGGUUUAAAUAUAUGGCUCAGAAAUGGCCAAAAGAUGGAAGUGAAGGUUCCUGUUGGGUGUCUCCUCGUGCAGGCAGGAAAGCAGAUAGAGUGGUUGACUGCAGGACAGUGCAUGGCUGGCAUGCAUGAAGUUGUUGUGACUAAUAGAACAACUGAUGCCAUUAAACGAGCAUUGGAGCAUAACCGAAGUCUCUGGAGGGUGUCUUCAACUUUAUUUUCACAUAUCGCAUCAGAUGCAGUGCUAAGACCACUGGGGCACUUCGCUGACACUCCUGAUGCUGGAAAGUAUCCUCCAAUAUGUGCAGGAGAAUUCGUAGAGCAAGAGCUCUCAGUUAUUAAUCUUAAAGGUAAGAAAUGAAAGUCUUUGUAAAUCUGUCUCGUGGAAGCAAAUAUCAUUCCAGGAUUGGUGGUGUGGUGAUCAAGUAAACUGGAAUAUCAUCUUCUGUAUGGAAUGUUUGGACAUAAAAUAGGCUGAUUUGAAACGAUACAACUAUUAGUAUGCCUUUGAAUAAGUAUUGAGAGAGUACAGUCACAUCCAGUGUUACUAUGAAAGGGGAUAAAAUUGUCUGUUACUUUUACCAUUAUAUUUAAUUCUUACAUACCGAUACAGUGUUACAGUCUGUGAAAUGUUAAUUCUAUCCAACAAUGUUAUCUAUGUGGUG
Molecule: messenger RNA, 1514 nt
Organism: Cuscuta europaea
Lineage: Eukaryota; Viridiplantae; Streptophyta; Magnoliopsida; Solanales; Convolvulaceae
Source: the annotation of a GenBank genome assembly